Molecule: messenger RNA, 852 nt
Organism: Penicillium verhagenii
Lineage: Eukaryota; Fungi; Ascomycota; Eurotiomycetes; Eurotiales; Aspergillaceae
Product: Chromosome segregation in meiosis protein 3
Exons: 2
Coding region: 1-852 (283 amino acids)
Biological process (GO): DNA replication checkpoint signaling; replication fork processing; replication fork arrest
Cellular component (GO): replication fork protection complex; nucleus
Molecular function (GO): DNA binding
Source: RefSeq, a predicted model, not a curated record
AUGGAGACCUCAGGAGAACAAGCAGGUUCCCCCAAUGAUAUCAAUGAUCUAUUCGACUAUGACGUGGGCCUAGACGAACUCUUUCAAGGGAAUCAAGACGCGUCAAACAACGAGGCCGCAAAGCCAGCAGCGGAUCCGUCCUCUCUCGGACUCGGACUGGACGAAGAAGUGAAAAUCACUAAGAAGCGACAACCGAUUGCAAAGCUAGAUGAUGCACGUCUACUUUCACAACCAGGAAUCCCCAAACUACGCCGCGCAGCUAAGACCAAGCUUAGAUUCAAAGGCAAAGGACAUGAGGUCGGUCGAUAUCUCUCUGGAGAGCACGCACAGGAGCUAACGGGAGAGAUUGGUCAGUUUUCGGAUGCCACCCGCCUAUUGAAUUUCUAUCAGCUUUGGCUUGAUGACUUGUACCCUCGCGCAAAAUUCUCAGAUGGUUUGGCUAUGAUUGAGAAACUUGGUCACACCAAACGAAUUCAGACGAUGCGUCGAGAAUGGAUCGACGAGGAAAAACGAAAGGUUUUUGAAAGAGAUAUGCCAGAAUCCAUAAACCUCCCCACAAGACUUUCGUCAGGUCAAAAUGAUAGCACAACGGAAGUGACAAACACAUCGAUAUCACAGCCGGCACCGGGUGGAUCAGGUGGUCCAGAUCUCGAUUUGUUCAUGCCAGACCCCGAGGGAACAACCCAGCAAGUCGUUAGCCACCCCGAGCCCGAUGACGACGAUCUAGAGGAUCUUUUAAGAGAAGAAGAUGAGAUGAGGCUAGGGGAGCCACACUCGGCGAAGCAAGUUCCCAACAGCGCAAACGACGAUUUUGAUGCCGAAUAUGAAGCCAUGAACGAUAUGGGGCUAUAA